Triticum aestivum (bread wheat) is the source of this 2039-nucleotide messenger RNA. RefSeq lists its product as uncharacterized. The transcript is spliced from 3 exons. The record is from RefSeq and is a predicted model, not a curated record. Bases 179 to 610 code for a protein of 143 amino acids. NCBI's taxonomy places the organism in Eukaryota, Viridiplantae, Streptophyta, Magnoliopsida, Poales, Poaceae.
CCCAUCUCCCCAGCAACCAACCGCGGCCCUGCGCCCCAACUCCCCGGCGACCAGCCAUGGACACGCUUCCCACCACCCUUGUGACUAGCCGUGGCCCCGCACCAGCAUAUCCACGCCACCUCCGACUCCUUUUUGAUCUCGCUGGUAGAUCUUGGGUGAAGUCCUCCGGCACCCACUGAUGCUUACCAGCCACCACUCUGCCUCCUCCCCGAUGGGACUACGCCGCCGCGUACACGCAGUUCAUCACCGCCACCCCAGGCCGUUCAAUGUCGCCGCCAUGGACGAGCCCCACUCCAGCGCCAUGGUUCGUGCUUCAACGCAAACACUGGAGCCUGCAGGAGGAGCCGCGAGGUCGAGAACCAUCCCGCCGACCGCAGCCGCCCCGCCUUCCCGCCGACCGGCGCCGCCUCGCCCCCACGCACUACUUCCUCCGGCCCCCGUCCAGGAAAAAUGGUGGAUAAAAGCGCAGGUUAUGUCGCUACGGGCGGCUGCCACAACUGUAAGUUCUAUUGCGCUCAAGCAUAGGGAGGGAUUGACGUGUUAUCGAUGGAUCACUGCCGGUAACUUAACUUAUUGUGUCAGUUCUAGUGCCACGCUAGCUAAGGUAUAAAUGUACUGACUGUUCAUACCUUUAAUCUGUUCAGUUUGUGAACAUGUAUCAGUUUCAGUGUUAAAAUAGGAACACAAAUAAGUUAACUUUGCAAGUGCAUCAGUUCACCUUGAAUGAAAUACAAAAGUGGACCAUCAAGUUUUUCCAUCAUUUCGCUUAUUAAAAAACAGAAAGUUGGUUGUGUAAAGAAAACUGGAGAACCAAUGUCAGCCUAGAAGUUUAGGUCGUGGAGCAAGCCUGCGCAAAAAAAGGACCCAUGUAGCGCUUCUCCAGGUUGUCCACUGUGUCAAUGGCACUCUCUCACAGCAAUCUCUCUCCUUCUCUGCUUCUGCUAUUAAAAUGCAUACAAGUGUUGUUAUGCUAAUUGAGUAGCUUUUCUUGCUCUUACGGUGUUUGUGACUAUUCCUGUGAGCACCAUUUUGAUAUGCUUAUUUUGUGCUCCCAUGAAUGUUUUUGGAGCAGUACAAAUACAUCAUCAUAGUGAGUAAAGAUGUGGCACCUUGGGAAGUACUACCAUUAAUGUUUGGAUCAAGUUCAGAACAGAAAACCCAGAAAAAAAUGUGUGCAAAAGAAACAUCUUGUUGGAUUCUCUAUGAAUACAUGAUAAUUGGCUUUAGGUUGGUACUUUCCUUGAAAUGCAGUUGCUUGGUAUCUCACUGGAUAUCCCCCCUCAUUAUUAGCUGAUGAUGUGGAUGAUUCUGUUUGUUUACUUAAUAGGACAGGGACAUUUUCCUCUCUGAUUCUUGAUGUGCCGCUGCCGCGGUUUGUCUACCAUGCCACAAGAAACUAAAAUGCUUUUCAGUUCAUCUACUCCGCGAUUAUUUUUCUGCUGCUACAAAUGUGUGUGUACUGCUACAAAUGUGUGUGUGCUGCUACAAAUGUGUGUGCUGCUACAAAUCUGAAUUUCUUGUCUAGUCAUACUGAUUUUCAGAAAAUUAUGUAUUUUAGAUGAGCUUUGUUUUUCUAUUGUUCUGCAAAGUGGUUCUUUUGCAGCCCACUAGGUGUUGGUGCAAAAUGUCAAGUUUCUUUGUGUCGGUCCAUUUCAAUUUAAUUUUUUCAGUUUAGUUCAAUUUCAAUUUUGAUUAUUAAAUUAUGUACCCAUGCUUGGUCUUCUGACUACCUUUCAUGCUAAAAAUUGUCUAUUUUUUCUUUCUUAAGUGCAUAUGAUGUCUUACACUUCAUCUCUGAUCUUCAGGUAAGUUUAUGUGGACUCUAUAUCAAUCCUGAUGUAGAAAAAUGUACGUGUGAUGUCCAGUUUCUUCUUUUGGUCCAGUUCAAUUCUUAUGAGUCGUCCCGGCAACACGUCACACGGCCACCAACUUCCUACGAUUGGGCCACACCACCACCGGCCCGUCCACAACGGUUGCUGGCAGCCGUCCAGGUUGAGAGCUGAUGGUAGUUCUCUCCAUGUGUCAACGGCACUUUCAUG